Molecule: messenger RNA, 2021 nt
Organism: Calypte anna (Anna's hummingbird)
Lineage: Eukaryota; Metazoa; Chordata; Aves; Apodiformes; Trochilidae
Gene: SERTM2
Product: serine rich and transmembrane domain containing 2
Exons: 3
Coding region: 1171-1449 (92 amino acids)
Cellular component (GO): intracellular membrane-bounded organelle
Source: RefSeq, a predicted model, not a curated record
CUCCCUUCCUGCUGCUCAGAGAGACUCAGCAGCUCCGGAGCACCAGGGAUCCCUCUGCUCUAACUCCUGCUGCUGCGGGAGGGGCUGCCUGGAUCACGCUGUUCCCAUCCCAGCUCCUGAAGGGAAGGUGCCUAUUGCCUGGGAGGGCAGAGCACCGGCAGCGAUGCUGUUCUGUCAGACCUUCAGUGGACACCUCAAGAGCAGGAAGGGGUAAGAGCCAUCCAUCCCUGCCAACGAACCAUGUGAAUUCAAAACAGAGGAGAAGCAAGUGCAUGUCUGUUGAUGAAACAUCCUGACUCCAGCAAUAUUUAUUGAUUUUUUUUUAAUUUAUUUUUUGCGAUUAAGACAACAAUUUUUUUCUGCACAAACCCUGCUACCUGGGAGAAGAUGCUCACAGAUAAAUCACCAGCAAGCUCAUGGGCUGAACCAGCUGCUCUAGCACCCAGACCCAACACCCCUUCCCUGCUCUGAAAGCCAGAAGAAUUGAAAAUGCUAAAAUGGUAAGAUCCUCGCCCCAGCUGUAGUAAGUCCUGCUCCCAGGAGGGGAGUGAAGUAUCAGCUCUUCACCAAGAAAGCUGACUUUUUGACUGUUCCUAAUUAGAAACUCAAACCUCCACCAUACUCCUUAAGCAAGUAUCAGUAGCCCUGGAUUAGGAGAGAAGAGAUCCCCCAGCAGUCUGGCAAAGCAGAAAACAAUCUUCCCCAGUUCCUACAAGGAUAAACCACCUGCUGUGGGAGAGGCUGGCAGAAACCUGGCUCUGACUGUUUGUAAAACAACCCUUGCAAAGACCAAAGCUGUGCAAAACUUGGCAGCUCAGUUUGAGAGAACCAAAGCUUUUCACCAGCUGAAGGAGGUGACUUGCCAAAAGAAGGAUCAAAGCAUUUUCAGGACAAAAUAAGAGCCAGAUGGCAUUGUAAAACACAAGUCUAAUGCUUGUUGGCAUUGUAACAGCAACUUGCAAAAUUAUUUGCAAAGGAGGCCUGCUUGAUGCAGGCUGCUUACCUGUGUGAACCAGCAAUUCAGAGACCAAGAGGAUGGAGCAUUUCUUGCUGAAGCCAUCGUGCCAUCUGUCCUAAGUUUUGUCUCCUGACUUCCUUUGUGAGUCUGGUGAGGGAAGACAGGAAACCUGAAGGUAAAUAGGGGAAAUGGACCAAAGCUGACAGAGAGCAAUGACUGAGAUCUCUUUCAAAUUCCGUGGAAACCUGACUGGCCGUGUCCACUUUCCAACUCUGGCUACAGAAGUAGACACAAGAGCAGAUAAAUAUUCCAGCCUCUACCUGUAUGUGGGAUUGUUCCUAACACUUCUGGCUCUCCUUCUGAUUUUGCUUUUCUCCAUGCUCUUACGCCUGAAGCAUGUUGUAUCCCCAAUCACCACCUCUCCUGAGAGCACUGAGAACAUCCAGCAGUUCACAGAUGUGGAAAUGCAGAGCAGGAUUCCUACCACGUAGAGACCCCAAAGCAAAGAGUGCUUUGUUGGUUCUGAUACACCUUUUUAACAGCAAAAUGGUGAUGGAAAGACUGUCUGCCUGCCUGUUGAGUCCUUCAGCUUCCUGCACAACCAUCAACAGCAGCACAGAGCAUCUGAAGACUGUGACACAGCCCAGACUGAUGGGCUGGGACCACUGGCUCUUGACUGUACAGGCAACAUGCGUGCAACACCCUCAGUAACAUUUAUAUUACAGAAACCCACUGCUGCCAGGAGAGACUUCUAUGCUUCUAAAAGCUCCUGCAGAAAAUGGUAAAAGUGACAGUAAUGGCAGCCAAAACCCCAAAGAGACACUUGGCAGAAUGUAUCCUGGAGUCUGUAUUUGCUGACCUGCCUCUCUGCCCUUAAAGUCCUUGUUUGUGAAGAGUUGAAUCAACAAAGUCAAGUGGCUAAAGAGAGAGCCAGGGGGCACAUACAGAAAUUCUCAGUGGUUUGGGAAUUCUCCCGUUCAGGAAUGAAAACCCUAAACUGCUUUUCUUCCACUUGAAUGGCAGAUUUACAGAGUAGAGUUUGAGAAGUACACAGAUGUUUCAU